CCUGUGUUCCUGGUAUCAUGGCCUGUGUGGAACCUGCCAUGGUGACUUCCACCAUUACCCUUCCGCGUUUUCCUGCCGCUCUCGGGCUGUGACGUGUCGUGCUGACGGCGGCCUCGGAGCUGGAGAAACGGGGGGCUGUAGCAUGACAAGACCUGGCUCCAGACAGAGCUCCAGAAACCACCCGUGACCCCUCCUUCUCUGCGAUACUCCGGCCCGCCCAAAUACCACCAAAUUCCCGACUGAAUCCUGCCCGAGUCUGGGGGAAGCAGGCGGCCUGCGGGAGCCGAGGAGCGGACGGAGGCCAGCCCUGCAGUGGAAAUCUGGUUUCCAUCAACAAAUGCAGUGCGAGGACAAUGGAUGAGGAUGUCACCAGGCUGUCAAUACAUUCUGAGGAGCCUAAAAUAAUUUUGCACGGAUCGGAUGAGGGUGGUGCCGGCGGGCAGGAGUUUGUUGUGGAACUUCAAGAGACUGUGUUGGUGUCAGAAGGCGAGGGGGAAGGAAUGGCAGUUCACAGAUUCGCACCGGACGAGCUAGUCAUCCAGGAUGCUGUUGAGGAUGUGGUUUCUGAGUAUGUUCACUGCGAUGAAGAUGAAGAUGUCGCUGUAGAACCCUGUGUGAUGGCCUUGGAGGGCGAAGAGGAAGGUGUUGCCAUGGGAGACAUUCCAGAAGAUGCUCUAGACUCACAGCAGGAUGAAGACCAAGAUGGCUGUGGAGAUUAUCUCAUGAUAUCCUUGGAUGAAGCUGGGAAAAUGGUGUCUGAGGAUGGUACUGAGGUCACUGUGGAGGGAGAUGUGGAGGACCAGGAGGUAGAGAAGGAUGAGGAUGGACAAGAGGUGAUAAAGGUGUACAUCUUCAAGGCAGAUUCUGGGGAGGAUGACAUGGGUGAGUCUGUGGACAUAAGUGACGGCGACAUGGAGAGCAUGGCAUUAACCGAAUCUUCAAGCCAAGCGCUUCGUGAGAAGAUGGUGUACAUGUCUGUCGGGGAUUCCCAGUUCAACAGAGGGUCUCACGGUGGGUCCAAGGUGACAGAUGAGGUUUAUAUGGAGUUGAUGGUUGAAGGGGCGGACGACGGCGAAGGCUGCGAGAACCGCAACGGUGCUGCAAGUGCGCUGCUUCACAUCGACGAGUCGGACCGGGCCGAUCAGAUCACUAGGCAACGCAGCAAGAGCAAGCGACGGUCUGAACCCCGACAAGUUCAAACAGCCAUCAUCAUCGGCCCGUAUGGUCAACCUCUGACGGUCUAUCCCUGUAUGCUGUGUGGCAAAAAGUUCAAAUCCCGAGGCUUCCUUAAACGCCACACCAAGAACCACCACCAGGACGUCCUGACAAGGAAGAAGUACCAAUGUACGGACUGUGACUUCACCACGAACAAGAAGGCCAGCCUCCACAACCACAUGGAGGUGCACGCCCUGAGCAGCAAGGCCCCGUUUGAGUGCGAGAUGUGCGGAAAAGAGUUCCACCAGCAGUCUGCGCUGUUCUCCCACAGACUACAGCAUCACCACAGAGAGCCUAAGACUCAUCCGCCUCCACCUCCCACCAAGAUGCAUAAAUGCAAAUUCUGCGACUACGAAACCGCCGAACAGGGACUGCUAAAUAGACACUUGCUGGCGGUUCACAGCAAAAGCUUCCCACACAUUUGCGUGGAAUGCGGAAAAGGCUUCAGACACCCAUCCGAGCUGAAGAAGCACAUGCGAACGCACACAGGGGAGAAGCCGUACUCCUGCCUGUACUGCGACUACAAGUCUGCUGACUCGUCGAACCUCAAGACACACAUCAAGACUAAGCAUAGUAAAGAGAUGCCAUACAAAUGCGAGCGCUGUUUCCAGACCUUCGCCGAAGAGGAGGAGUUAAUGCAGCACGGACUGACGCACGAGGAAAAUAAAACCCACCAUUGUGCCCACUGCGACCACAAAAGCUCCAACUCCAGUGAUCUCAAACGCCAUAUCAUAUCUGUUCACACUAAGGACUAUCCACACAAAUGCGCCGUGUGUGGCAAAGGUUUCCACCGCCCCUCCGAACUCAAGAAACAUUCGCUGGCCCACCGCUCCAAGAAGCUCCACCAGUGCCGCCACUGCAACUUCAAAAACGCCGACCCGUUCGUUCUUAGUCGCCAUAUCCUGUCUGUUCAUACGAAAGAGCAGCAGGCGUCCCCGGAAAAACCGGAGACCAAGAGGACAGAGACUCCGGUAGCCACCUCGAAAAAGUCUGCGUCCAGCAGUUCAGGCACUUCUGGCACGCCUGCGCGUGUCAGUGCUGCCAGCUUAGCCAGCAGUGUGACUGUGGUGAUCGGCAAAGGACAAAAAGAGAGGAGAAUUUACCAGUGCCAAUACUGCGACUACAGCACGGGGGACGCUUCUGGUUUCAAGCGCCACGUGAUUUCCAUUCACACGAAGGACUACCCGCACCGCUGCGAGAUCUGUUCGAAAGGCUUCCGACGGCCCUCCGAGAAAAACCAGCACAUCAUGCGACACCACAAAGAUGUCGUCCAGACCGACUGACAGUUGAGUCGGUGACUGUUGGCCCCCAACCCACCCCCCAAUCACUGCACCGCACCAGUCACAUGAGAGCAAUGUGUAGGUGCGUGCUGCACUUAGUUCUUCUCCUGUUUUGCUCUCCUCAGUCCAGGAAUACUUUGUGUGUGUGUGUGUGUGUGUGUAUAUAUUCCGCCCCGCGUCAGAGGUGGCAACCGAACUUGCUGUAGACUUGCACUUGUAACUGCAUGUCCCUUACUGGUGACAGUGUGCAUGACAGACUGUGCAAAUGCCUCUUUGUAGAUACACUUUUCAAUUUUUUGCAGGCAGCAAUCAACUGGUCUCCAAACCUAAGUGUGUUUUGCAAAACAAAUGUUUUUUUUGUCUUUGUUAAAAUGUACUGAACACAAAAGUAUGGAUUAGCAACCUGUUUCUGUAGCACUUGCGACGUUGGUAGAGAUCAUGAAUGCUGUACUUUGAUUCUUGUGAAAGUGUGAACGCAAGGAAGAGGCAGAGUGACUGACAAAAAAAUGACUCUCCUGAUUCUCGGACAUCACCUCUCAUUUUGUGGUGUUGGUGGUAACCGCAGCAAAGGGAACAACACCCUGAUGUAUGGUGCAUCUUGAAGUUAUGGAACCAACAGUACAAGCUGGUGGAAAGUCCCCGGGGCAAAUGGAUACAUUCUAGUGGAAGUUGCUGAGAGUACGAUCCCAAAAACGCUCUUGUAUUGUGUCCAGGUAGAAACUGACAGUAUUUCUUCUCGCUAUAAAAGAAAUAUGACUGAUGGGGGAAACUACUUCUCAAUAACAGAUGUCCUAGAAUAAUUUUCAUUCUUAUACCACUUACUGAACAACUCAUUUGGUUGUCAUGUGUUCAUGCCCUCAGAAUUGACUCAAUUGUAGAGACAUCCUUUGUAGACGGAACUGUAGUGACUUUUCUCACCUGGUCUGCCGCCAUUUUUUUCCCAUGACAAUUCGCAUUUGAUUUAAUACCUUUAAAAACAAGGCAAAGGUUUUAUGCUUUUUUUUUUAAACACUUUACACUAAGUCUAAACUGAAGACCUCCAACUCUUGCUCUUAUGGAACAAAAAAAAGUGUUUUUGCCAGUGGAGUAACAGAUAUACAACAAUAUCUGCGAAAAUGCAACUUCUGAAAACAGGUGCUGCUGUUCAGUGUACUGUGGCUUUUUUUUUUUUUUUUUUUUACACUUUUCCAUUUGUGAUCUUUUUUUUAACGUAUUUAUUUCAAUUACAAGUUGUUGUAUAGUUGCGUGUAACUAGACUUCUAUGGGACGUAAAUUAUUGUUUUGUAUACAAAUCUGUACAGAGCGUGUAGAUGUAAACACUUGCUGAAAAGAAAAUCUCAACUGUGUUGUUAUGGAUGUACUGCAAUGUAUUUGUUACAAAAAAC
Messenger RNA from Synchiropus splendidus (mandarinfish), 3880 nucleotides. RefSeq names its product zinc finger Y-chromosomal protein. Gene Ontology annotation, molecular function: DNA-binding transcription factor activity, RNA polymerase II-specific; metal ion binding; RNA polymerase II cis-regulatory region sequence-specific DNA binding. Lineage: Eukaryota; Metazoa; Chordata; Actinopteri; Syngnathiformes; Callionymidae. Bases 354 to 2498 code for a protein of 714 amino acids. Gene Ontology annotation, biological process: regulation of transcription by RNA polymerase II. Gene Ontology annotation, cellular component: nucleus. The transcript has 8 exons. The record is from RefSeq and is a predicted model, not a curated record.